AUGGCCCAGCUUGUGGCACCCGAAGAGAGGCUGGAUGAGCCAUCGGUCUCUGCGCAAUCCUCGACAUGUGCGCAGGACCAUCUACGACCCUUUCGCCCCUUCUCCGCGAACCCGCUCGAGCCCCGCGCGGCUGAGUCGCCCACCACUGUAUACAAUCCAAGCUCGACAACACCCCGGAAGCAGAACGGAUCGGCGCUCGCGCAUGUCAAUGGCAAUGCCGCUAAUGCUGCAGACGCCGAUGAAGACCAUAUCCCCCCGCUCACCACGGUGAUUGCGCGCAUCCACGCCCGCGUUCAAGCCUUCCUCGCGGAGUCACACCCGCCCGACUCCCUCCUCGGUUCGGUCCAGCAACAGACACGCAUCUCGCUGGACGUCGUCUCCAAAGCCCUCUCACAAUACAAGUUCUCGGAGCUGUCCGUCUCCUACAACGGCGGCAAAGACUGCCUGGUUAUGCUGAUCCUCUUCCUCGCCGGCUUACACCCAUACUCGAGCAUGGCACAGUCCAAUGACGCCAGCAUACAAGCUGGCUGUGAUACUACUACUCCGGAGGAAACCCCCUCUGCUAUUUCCACGAUACCCGCCAUCUACGCCCUCCCACCGGACCCUUUCCCCGCUGUCGAAGACUUCGUCGUCACUUCUGCCGAAGCGUACCACCUCCAGAUCACAAAAUACACCACCGCCCCCCAGCCACCACGCUGCGCUCCACCUUCGAGGACUACCUGGCGCGGCAUCCAGGGAUCCGGGCCAUCUUCGUGGGCACACGGCGGACCGAUCCACACGGUGCGAAGUUGA
Penicillium canariense is the source of this 792-nucleotide messenger RNA. RefSeq names its product FAD synthase. Gene Ontology annotation, biological process: FAD biosynthetic process. The record is from RefSeq and is a predicted model, not a curated record. Bases 1 to 792 code for a protein of 263 amino acids. Gene Ontology annotation, molecular function: FMN adenylyltransferase activity. The transcript has a single exon. NCBI's taxonomy places the organism in Eukaryota, Fungi, Ascomycota, Eurotiomycetes, Eurotiales, Aspergillaceae.